Cuscuta europaea is the source of this 1608-nucleotide messenger RNA. Lineage: Eukaryota; Viridiplantae; Streptophyta; Magnoliopsida; Solanales; Convolvulaceae. The record is from the annotation of a GenBank genome assembly.
CGACGCCGGUUGCUCUCUUUGGCAGGUACUUCCUCUUGUUCCUCCCGGAAGAAGAGCCAAUGAGGAAGGAUCACCUUAUUCGGGCCAGGAUGCAAAUUGUGGUAACACCCUUUUAAUUUCACUUGAAGAACUCGUGGAUGAUGGUUUGCUGCUGAAAGAGGAGCUUCCAGAGCCUCGAAUCAUGGAUCGUGUGGAUUUCUCAAGUGUUGCUGAAAUAAAGGAUCCUCUUAUAGCUAAGGCUGCAGAGAGGCUUAUUUCCAGUCGAGGGAAUCUCAAAUAUGAGCUUGAACAAUUCUGCAAGGAUAGAAAUAUUGCGAGUUGGCUUGAAGAUGCAGCAUGUUUUGCUGCUAUAGACAGUACUUUUAAUACACUAAGUUGGUAUAGUUGGCCAGAACCAUUAAAAAACCGGCAUCUUGCUGCAAUAGAAGACAUUUAUCAAAGUAAAAAGGAUUUUAUAGAUAUAUUCAUUGCUCAACAGUUCUUGUUCCAAAGGCAGUGGAAAAAGUUGCGCAAUUACGCACGUACCAAGGGAAUUAGUAUAAUGGGAGAUAUGCCAAUUUAUGUUGGCUAUCACAGUGCAGAUGUUUGGGCAAACACAAAACAAUUUUUGCUGAACAGAAAAGGCUUCCCCCUUCUGGUUAGUGGAGUCCCCCCUGAUGCUUUCAGCAAAACUGGUCAGCUAUGGGGCAGCCCUUUAUAUGAUUGGAAAGCUAUGGAGAAAGAUGGAUUCUCAUGGUGGAUACGCCGAAUUAGACGAGCACAGGAUCUUUUUGAUGACUUCAGGAUAGAUCAUUUCAGAGGAUUUGCAGGGUUCUGGGCGGUCCCCUCCGAAGCAAAGAUUGCAAUGGAUGGUCGGUGGAAGGUGGGUCCUGGAAGACCUUUAUUUGAUUCCAUCUCGAGAGCUGUUGGAAAGAUAACUAUUAUAGCUGAAGACUUGGGUGUUAUUACUGAGGAUGUAGUUCAGCUUAGGAAGUCAAUUGGGGCACCAGGGAUGGCUGUCCUGCAAUUUGGUUUCGGGAGUGAUGCAGAAAACCCUCACCUCCCUCAUAACCAUGAGUGCAAUCAAGUGGUAUAUACUGGGACUCAUGAUAACGACACGAUCAGAGGCUGGUGGGAUGUCUUGCCACAAGAAGAGAAAUCCAAUGUAUUAAAGUAUCUUCCAGGCAUUGAUGAACACGAAAUUUCCUGGGGCCUAAUCCAGUCUGCACUUUCUUCAGUGGCGCGAACCACAAUCAUACCCAUGCAGGAUAUAUUAGGUCUUGGAUGUUCUGCUAGGAUGAACAUUCCCGCAACACAGUUUGGGAACUGGAGUUGGAGAAUACCUCAAUCUAUCAGCUUUGACAACUUGGAGGAUGAAGCAAAGAAAUUAAGGGAUAUGCUUGAAACUUAUGGGCGGCUAUGAUUUCUUGGAAUAUAAAAAUUGGAGUAAAUGUUCUGUUUCAGCCUGAGCCUUUUCAUGAAUUAGGUUGUACAUAUGUACCCAAUACUAGACGUCAAAGGUGAAUCAAAUUAAGAAGACAUAUGAUCGUGAAGGAUCAAAAGCUCUUUUUAGGAAGCCCCUUGUCUUCCCAUUUUAUUAUGUUUGAUAGUUCCUGAAUUAAAGGCAAC